Pseudoliparis swirei is the source of this 3585-nucleotide messenger RNA. It is a transcript of the gene letm2, whose product is annotated as leucine zipper-EF-hand containing transmembrane protein 2. Gene Ontology annotation, biological process: intracellular monoatomic cation homeostasis. Gene Ontology annotation, molecular function: ribosome binding. Gene Ontology annotation, cellular component: mitochondrial inner membrane. The record is from RefSeq and is a predicted model, not a curated record. The coding region runs from base 235 to 1749 and encodes 504 amino acids. NCBI's taxonomy places the organism in Eukaryota, Metazoa, Chordata, Actinopteri, Perciformes, Liparidae. The transcript is spliced from 11 exons.
UGCCGGAGGACGACGAGGAGCCGAAACACGACGACUUUACCAUCGUAAACACGACGUAAAUGGGGUUAUCAGCAACACCAACCACUACUCUCGUCGCUCCUGUUCACCUCGACCACUUGUGGUGGAUGGAUUAUUAUUAUUCACGUCUCACCGAGAAGCCUUACAACGCCCAGUCAGCAGCGGCCACCAUCGCUCCGUCAUUGACGCUGGAGAAUACUGUAAUCUGCCUCUGCAAUGGCAGUCUUUAGUCACCAGGUCCUCCUUGCAGUCACACGAUCAAGGGGAUCCUAUUUGUUAUCCAAGAGGAACAGCUGCUCCUCGUUGUCUUCCAAAGCCUAUCUCCACAUAGACCCUCCUCGCCAGGUCUCGUCCCCGCUAACACUCGGGCACUACGGCUCCCCCCACUGUUACCGUGGCCACGCCAUCGGCCGCUCUCACAACUCGGCGCUGCUCGCCCGCUCUCUGCACAGCUCCGCUGUUUGGCUCCAGGAGUUAAAGCCCGAGGACACUAAAGCGUCAACAGCCGCCGCUCAGGAUGCUUCCCCGGAGGCUAAAAAGUCCCAACCUCCUUCUGCUCCCGCUCCAGCAUCCGCUAGCACCACCACCACCACAACGGCCACCGUCCCUCCGCCGCAGGAGAGGGCGGUCGUGAAAAAGGCCCUGUACCAGAAGGUUGUGGAUGAGUUGAAGCACUACUACAACGGCUUCCGGUUGCUGGGCAUUGACAUCAAGAUCGCGGGCCGGAUGGUGUGGCGGCUGCUGCACGGACAGCUGCUCACGCGCAGGGAGAGAAGAAGGCUGUUGCGGACCUGCGUUGACCUGUUCCGCCUGGUGCCCUUCACGGUGUUCAUCAUCGUUCCGUUCAUGGAGUUCCUUCUUCCCGUCUUCCUCAAACUCUUCCCGGAGAUGUUGCCCUCCACCUUCGAGACGGAGACCAAAAAGGAGGAGAAGCAGAAGAAGGGUCUGGCGGCGAAGCUGGAGCUCGCCAAGUUCCUCCAGGAGACGAUCGCGCAGAUGGCUCGACGGAAUAAAGCCAAAGCUCAAACGGACAACGAGACGCAGCGCUUCUCCACAUACGUCCAGAAGGUCCGCGGCACGGGCGAGCAGCCCACCACGAAGGACAUCGUGCGGUUCUCCAAGCUGUUCGAGGACGAGCUGACGCUGGAGCACCUGGAGCGCCCCCAGCUGGUGGCUCUGUGCAAGCUGCUGGAGCUGCAGCCCAUCGGCACCAACAACCUGCUGCGUUUCCAGCUGAUGAUGCAGCUGCGGAUCAUCAAGUCAGACGAUGAGAUGAUCGCAGCGGAGGGCGUGGCCGCGAUGACUGUGUCCGAGUUGCAGGCCGCGUGCCGCAGUCGAGGGAUGAGGUCUCUGGGUCUCACCACCGAGCGGCUGCACCAGCAGAUGCAGCAGUGGCUGGACCUGCACCUGAAGGAAAACGUCCCCCCGUCGCUGCUGCUGCUCUCCAGAGCCAUGUACCUGACGGACGUCAAACCAAAACCUCCGGUCAUCCCGCCGGUCGCCAAGCUCGAGAAGUCUACUCCCCCUCUAGCGGAGAAUACAAACGCAACCUCAGUCUGCACGGACAUGUUGUCGGACCCAGCGCUCAUCAUCAAAGACAGACCGGCCGAGGAGUUGAGAGACAAGGCUCCAAUCGUGUCGGACAAACCUCUGACUCCUGCCGAGGUCCUUCAGGCCAAAGCAGCAACAGAGGUGUCCCAGAAGAGCAAGAUGAGUGCCAACGGCGUGUGAAGUGUGGCGGGAGACUCCGGACCGGACGGCGGACGGAUUCGGCUCCGUGUCCUCAGAGUGCGGGGGAGGGGCGGCCGUGGUUGAGCUCCAUUUCAGUGAACCUCAGUUAUUUAUUUAUUUUUAAAACACCCUCUUGAGGGACGGAGGAGGGGAACCGCCGGCUCAUCUAGGAGUCCUGUCCUCUCCGCUGACACCCACGGGAGGGUCUGCUUCGUACCAUCAAGCGCUCUGCGGUCACAUUCGUACACGCCGUCGUCGGACUCUUGGUGCGACGACCUUCGACCUGAUGUCUUGGAACCGCCGCCUCACCCCUCCCCGGGUCAGCAGUCUGUUGUGCUGGGAGAGACCCUCCCCUCACAGUCCAGACGGUCUCCUCCUACUGUAAAUUUGUAAAUAUCCUGUAUAUUUGCGUCUCUGUCUUACAUCACAGCGGCUCUGUACAUUUUGCUGUGCAAAUGCAAACACUUAUAUCUGCACUUUUUCUUUUGUUUUUAUCCGGAUACCUUUUUUUGCGAAACGAGGAGUCAUAGCUGCACCUAGCAAAUGAAGUCUGGAAUAUUAUUAAAGAGAGGUCACUCCUAAAACCCAGAGGUGACUGUGGUCAAGUGCAGCGCUACCGUUUAACCACUAGAUUCUGUAAAGAAACAAGAAUGUGCAGAUUUUAUCAGCAUAUACAGAAUAUGUAUUUCAUUUUAAUACUACAAAUUUAAGAAAUCUUAAAACUGAAAAGAGAAAGUACUUGAUGUUGUCCAUAUGAGAUAUAUUAUUAAUAUGGGAGAGCAGCUUUAAUGUUUUUUUGUUAUUGUGACCCAGAUGUCCGGCAGCAUUACAAGACCCUGAACGCAGCAUUACGUCCCUGAACGCUGCAUCGUUGUGUACUGCAUAAACACAGAGUGGUGUGUGUUUUUCUGUGUGUCUGUGUUUGACGGUGCUUGAGAUUUUCCAUCCCUCUUUAUACAUUUGACCUGUUGGAAUAACUUUUUGUCUCACAUAUUUUUCCGUAGACUUCUGGAAAAAGUUAAAGGAUUUUUUUUCUUUUUUAAAUGGAAAAAAAAAGAAAAGGAAUGCAUUUGAAGAUUUAGAUUUGUUUUUACCUAUGUGCCAAAGGUUAAACGGCAUUUGGGUUUGCAUGUCAUCAGAUAUAUUGGACCCAUCGUCAGUUUCUGAUUGAUCACAUGGCGGUGAACGAUCAGGUAAACCUGUUCCUCUUCGUAGAAAGUUCUCCUUUUUCAUCCCUAUUUGAUCCCAAGUGUUGAUCCAGAUCCAAAUUAAUGAUCUUCUUCCUAAUCACCUGUGUUGAUGCUGAUGAAAAAGCAAUCAGUUUCAAUCAGUAAUAUAUAUAUAGUUUUUUAUAUAUAUAGUUAUAGAUAUAUAUAGUUUUUAUAUACAUAUAUAUAUAUAAACAAGUGUGCAGAGUUCUACAACAUCAACAGCAUUUAUUAUUGUAAACAAAAGGGUUGGUGCAGUUCAACGUUGAGACAGAUGUGUCACGUUGACGGUUUCUGCUCCCUGACAGAUUUCUGGACCCUGACACUUAAAACAAUAAGUGAUAUUCCAUAUUGUGUGGAAAUGACCUUUCUUGCUCUUUUAUCAUAUGUUAACACACAAGCCUGUCUAAAAACGUACUACUGCCACCUCACUGGAAAACCAAUGCCUCUGAAGUGUCCUCUGUCUUUAAGGAUCAUUUAUCUUAGUUAUUUUAAAUCGCAACGCUGUCAAGUUACAUCUUACCCUGCAUUGAAUGUAUGCAUCACUUGACCAGGGCCAAUGAGUGUCUGUGUGAUGGAAAACAACGAAUUCACACAAUUAAACUCAAUAAACCCUUUACAGACGGUG